AUGAGAAGAAGUGAACCAUCAAAAAAUUUAGUUCAUCAAAGAGAAAUUGAAAUAUACCAACAUUGUCUGUUUAAAUAUGAUUGUGAAGAAGAAACUGUUGAACAACAAGAAAGUACUUCUAUAUUAACUGAUAUUGACCAAACAGGAGUAGAAGAUGCUCUUGUUUUAUUAAAUGAAACAAUGGAAAUAUUUGAAUCUUUACAUGAACAAUUUUAUAAUGAUUCAUAUUCACUAACAACACCGUCUGUAGUGUUAUUGAGUCAAUUAUUAUCAUACCAAGUACCAUCAUUAAUUGAUGAGUUAAAUGAACUUAAAAAGACUAAAUUAAAUGAAUGUAUUAUAAUCGACAAUGGUGUAGAUAUAAUUGGAUAUGUUGAUAAAGAAGAAUAUAUUGGAUAUUUAUUAAUGAAUUAUAAAGGGGAUAUUAUUAAAAAGUUAAUAGAAUAUAUCAAAGGUUCUUCUGGAAAUGCAAUGAUAUCUUCUUCAUAUUUUAAUGAAAAUGAAAUAUUAAUAUUAAUAAGACAAGGACUAAUUACUGAGCAAAGAAAAGAAAGUGUUAUUGAACAUAAAUUAUUAUAUCCAAAUCAAUUUGUUUUUGCUGAAAAUUUAAAUAAAUGGAGAAAAAAGAUUAUUACUACAAUUGCUUCAUCACCAUUUCAUAUUAUUCAAAAAAAGAAAUUAGAAGAACGUUAUGAUAUGAUGUGUUUUAGUUUGGAAUAUCUUUUAACUGACCUUCUUGCCAAUUCUUCAGUUCGAUUGUUUGGAGUUAUUGUCUUCUUUUAUUAA
Messenger RNA from Entamoeba nuttalli P19, 786 nucleotides. RefSeq lists its product as hypothetical. The record is from RefSeq and is a predicted model, not a curated record. Lineage: Eukaryota; Evosea; Mastigamoebida; Endamoebidae. The transcript is spliced from 3 exons. Gene Ontology annotation, molecular function: protein serine/threonine kinase activity. Gene Ontology annotation, biological process: protein phosphorylation; positive regulation of Ras protein signal transduction. The coding region runs from base 1 to 786 and encodes 261 amino acids.